AUGUUCCUCACCUUCUCUGUUGGCAAGAAGAAGCCAAUCGCCACCACGGAGAAGACUCUGAAGCCCCCCAAUGAGACUGAACGAUCUGAACAAGACCGACGUAUACGUACCCGUCGACCCAAUCCCCCAAGCUACGCCGUAGCUAUCGACGUCUUCGUCGAUGGAGAGCCCGAGAGAGAUGUAGAGAACGGUACGGAAACGUGGAUAGUGGACAAACAACCAGAGAGACCUCUUGCCCGUGGCCACAUCUUGACCAUGCGUCUGGUCGAUCACGUGAUUGGAUCGGGCCGAAUCUCAAAGGUCGAUGGCCUAGCCCGCCACUGGGUCACAUUCCGCCUCGCAGGUGCACGUGAUGGCCUACGGGUCCGCGUACCCGUGCCCUGGGCCGGCCUCAGCGGGUACGCAACGCACACCCACACGUCACAGUACCACAUGCUCUCACCGAUCCCCGAACCCCACGUGCUGUUCCGGAACACCCCGCCCUUCGCCGAUCCCGAAUCAAACCCGUACCAAUUCGAACUCACCUGUGGGAAGGAGAUCCGGCUACGCGCCAAGCUAAACACAGCCGCAAACGGUGACGAAUCAGUAGAGGAACAGCAAAGAGCUGAAUGA
Molecule: messenger RNA, 612 nt
Organism: Rhodofomes roseus
Lineage: Eukaryota; Fungi; Basidiomycota; Agaricomycetes; Polyporales; Fomitopsidaceae
Exons: 2
Coding region: 1-612 (203 amino acids)
Source: RefSeq, a predicted model, not a curated record